AUGCGAUUGAAUGAGAAGGGGCCCGAUCCGCAUUCCUACAACGACUCCAUUCCACCCCCCGCAUAUUUCUCCGGUCCGCCGGUCCUAUCCAUUGCAUCUGCCCUUUACGCUUACACUCCUACUGAUGCUGGGGAUUUGGCUUUGCAGCCCCAGGAUAGAAUCCAGGUUCUAGAGCACAUGAAUAAUGACUGGUGGCGAGGCCGGAACGAACGCACACGCCUCGAAGGAAUUUUCCCGCGAACCUAUGUCAGUGUGAUCGAAGAGAAAUCAACAAUUCAUUCACCGCAGCCAGUCAGCGGUUAUGGCAAUCUUCCUCUGGAGAUUUCUCAUUCAGGUUCCUCUGGAUCACACAAACCCAGCAAGUUCGAAGAGAACGGGAAGAAAUUCGGAAAGAAAAUGGGCAAUGCCGCAAUCUUCGGUGCUGGUGCGACUGUUGGCUCCAAAAUUGUCAACGGCAUUUUUUAA
Histoplasma mississippiense is the source of this 465-nucleotide messenger RNA. RefSeq lists its product with no specific name. Gene Ontology annotation, cellular component: ESCRT-0 complex. The transcript is spliced from 3 exons. Lineage: Eukaryota; Fungi; Ascomycota; Eurotiomycetes; Onygenales; Ajellomycetaceae. Bases 1 to 465 code for a protein of 154 amino acids. The record is from RefSeq and is a predicted model, not a curated record. Gene Ontology annotation, biological process: protein transport to vacuole involved in ubiquitin-dependent protein catabolic process via the multivesicular body sorting pathway. Gene Ontology annotation, molecular function: protein binding.